Dentiscutata erythropus is the source of this 745-nucleotide messenger RNA. NCBI's taxonomy places the organism in Eukaryota, Fungi, Glomeromycota, Glomeromycetes, Diversisporales, Gigasporaceae. The record is from the annotation of a GenBank genome assembly.
AUGUACAAAAAAAAUAAAAAUGCCAGUUUGUUAGCUUCCAAAGGUGCUGAAGUUAUUUACAUUGAUUAUAAUGACAAGAAUGAUCUUGUUAAAGCUCUUAAAGGAACCGAUGUUAUUGUCAGUGCUAUAGGCGAUACUGAUCAAUUGGCCACUCAAUGUGCUCUUUUAAACGCUGCAAAAGAAGUUGGUGUAAAAAGAUUCAUUCCAUCUGAAUUUGGUUGUGAUAUUAAAGAGAUAACUGGUGAACUCCAUCCAUUCCACAAGCCCAAAGUCGAAUUUUUUCAAGAAUUAGAAAAAAGUGGGAUGGAAUAUACUAUUAUCGUUAAUGGUUUAUUCUAUGAAUAUCUCUCAUCGUUAGGAUUCGAUCAUAAAAACAAGAAAGCCACGUUCUAUGCUGAUGGUAACACGAAGGUAGUCUGCACAUCUUACCCUGACAUUGGUAAAUAUACUGUUGAAUCUCUUGAGUUAACUGAAGCCCGUAAUGGUACUAUUAGAGUUGCUGGAUCUGUCUUAACAUUGAAUGAAUUGCUUAAAAAGCAUGAGGAAGUUACUGGCACAAAAUGGGAAGUUUCCAGUGAUUUAACUGUGAGACAAAGACAUAAAAAUAAUACUGCUCCAGUUCCUACACUUGUAGAUGAUUUCAGAGCUUACCUAACUGUCAAUAUAGAUAUCAAAAAUUUACAUAACGAUAAGUUUAGCUUUACCCCUCGUCCUAUUACUGAAGGCAUCAGUCUUCUUGUGAAAA